Molecule: messenger RNA, 13060 nt
Organism: Numida meleagris (helmeted guineafowl)
Lineage: Eukaryota; Metazoa; Chordata; Aves; Galliformes; Numididae
Gene: ARFGEF3
Product: ARFGEF family member 3
Exons: 37
Coding region: 235-6993 (2252 amino acids)
Biological process (GO): regulation of ARF protein signal transduction
Molecular function (GO): guanyl-nucleotide exchange factor activity
Source: RefSeq, a predicted model, not a curated record
GGGAGGAGGGGGAGGAGGAGGAGGGACUCCGCCGCGGCAACAACUGACGUGUCCUCGCCAUGGAGCUCGGCGUGAUUCAUCAGCGGCGGCAGGCAGGUUGCGGGGUGCCGCGCACCGUCCCCGCGUAGGCACGGCCGCGGCUGGGACAGCCCCAGUGCCGCAUCACGCUGCUCCUCCAUCUCCUCCAUCGCUGCCUGCACCUGUGCCCCCGCGGCGACGCGACGGGAAGGCAAGAUGGAAGAAAUCCUACGGAAGCUGCAGAAGGAGGCGUCGGGGAGCAAGCACAGGGCCAUCAAGGAGAGCUGCACCUGGGCCAUCGAAACCUUGGAUUCUCCUGAUGCUGCUAUCAAGAUACCUCCAUAUCAGCUAAGGGAGAAGUGUCUCCUUCCUCUCCAACUGGCUCUGGAAUCGAAGAGCAUGAAGUUGGCCCAGCAGGCUCUAGCCGGGAUGCAGAAGCUGCUGUCUGAUGAGAGGUUUGUAUCCGUGGAAACAGACUCGGAUGAGAAACAGUUGCUUAAUCAGAUGCUGAAUGCCGUCAAAGUGACUCCUUCGCUCAAUGAAGAUCUGCAAGUUGAAGUGAUGAAGGUCUUGCUCUGUAUAACAUAUACCUCCACAUUUGAGCUGAAUGGGAGUUCAGUAUUGAAGAUUGCCGAGUUGUGUUUUGCAUGCAAUAGAGCUGGAAGUCCCCGAAUGCAUGAAAUGAUCAAAAUGUCCAUUGCAUACCUCCUUGGGGCCCUGAGCUCUCGAACUUUUACUGGCACUCCUUCAUCAGUGGCUUUUCAAAAGGUUUGCAUUGAGACAUAUGUAUCUAGCUGUCACCAGCGGAGCAUUAACACCGCUGUGCGGGCAACCCUCAGCCAAAUGUUGAGUGACUUGACUUUACAGUUACGACAAAAGCAAGAAAAUAUGUCAAUUGAAAAUAAUGAGGCCGUGCAGAAAUUCAAGAGUCAAGGUACUUCAGCUGAGUCUCUUUGUGAUGAUGUUGUAUCUGUCCUCACUGUGCUCUGUGAGAAGCUCCAGGCUGUCAUAAAUGACAAUCGGCAACUUCAGCUUCUUUAUUUGGAGUGCAUCCUCUCCAUGUUAAACAGCUCCUCUCCGAGCAUGCACCAGCACAAAGGAUUCACUGAUCUAAUAUGGAAGCAACUGUGUCCAGCCCUAGUAGUAAUCCUGGGAAAUCCAAUCCAUGACAAAACUAUCACCUCUGCCCACAGCAGCAUCUGUCUAGAAGCUGAUUCACCUUCCUCAGGGGUCUCUGAUCAUGGCCGGGGUUCAGGCUGUUCAUCCACAGCACCUGCUCUUAGUGGGCCUGUUGCACGGACCAUAUACUAUAUUGCAGCAGAAUUGGUUCGACUGGUGGGGACAGUGGAAUCCAUGAAGCCUGUGCUGCAGUCUCUCUAUCACCGGAUAUUGCUUUACCCACCACCUCAGCACCGAGUAGAAGCCAUCAAAAUUAUGAAAGAGAUACUUGGCAGUCCUCGGAGGCUUUGUGAUUUGGCAGGGCCCUGCUCUUCUGAGUCAGAAUCCAGGAAGAGGUCUAUUUCUAAAAGGAAGUCCCAUCUGGAUCUUCUCAAGCUAAUCAUGGAUGGGAUGACAGAAGCAUGCAUCAAGGGUGGUAUUGAAGCAUGCUAUGCUUCAGUGUCCUGUGUAUUCGCCCUGCUUGGAUCAUUGGAUGAGCUGAGCCAAGGCAGGGGUCUUAGUGAGGAGCAGGUCCAUCUUCUCCUCCGGCGCCUGGAAGAAUUGAAGGAUGGAACUGAGACAAGCAGGGACUCCAUGGAGAUCAAUGAUGCUGACUUCAGAUGGCAGAGGCGCAUUCUAUCCUCAGAAAAUCCUGCCUGGGAAUCAGGAAAUGAGAAAAGUCCUGAUAUUAGCAUUAGUGUUACCACAGACACUGGUCAGACCACUUUGGAAGGAGAUAUGGGACAGACGACUCCAGAGGAUAAUCUGGAAAGUCAGAAAAACUCAUUGCCAUCUCCAGCUGGACAUGAAAGCAAGGAGAUUCAUUACAGAGAACCAGAGUCAGAAACCAUUGACCAGCCAGAUGUUGUUCAGAGAAGCCACACCAUAGUCUAUCCAGAUAUAACCAACUUCUUAUCAGUUGAUUGCAAGACCCGGUCUUAUGGAUCCAGGUACAGUGAAAGUAACUUCAGUGUAGAUGACCAGGAUCUUUCUAGGACUGAGUUUGAUUCAUGUGACCAAUAUUCCAUGGCAGCAGAGAAGGACUCUGGCAGGUCAGAUGUUUCAGACAUUGGCUCUGACAAUUGCUCCCUGGCUGAUGAGGAGCAGACACCACGAGACUGUCCAGGUACCAGGUCGUUACGUACUGCUGCUCUCUCUCUAAAAUUGCUGAAAAACCAGGAAGCAGACCAGCACAGCGCACGGUUGUUUAUCCAGUCACUUGAAGCUCUUCUUCCUCGGCUUAUAGCUCUCCCCAGCAUAGAGGAGGUGGAUGAAGCACUGCAGAACUUCUCUUCAGCUUUCUGCUCAGUUAUUCACCUUAUCCACGCCCCCAAAGUGACGUCAGUGGAAAGUCCGAGAAGGCAGCAGCACAGAACUUUCAAACCCUCACGAGGUAUGAUGCACUCACCAGGAUUUGAAGGAAACCCAAAUUUCAGCUUCCAAACUCUGAUGAAUGCAGACAGUCUCUACAUGGUCUCUCAUUAUACUCUGCUGCUAAACCUAAAAUUGGCCAACUCGGAUUACUACAGGAAGAAGCCUCCCCAAGCCCCUGUGUUGCUGAAAGAGUUCAUGAAGCAGGUCCAGUCCAGUGGAGUGUUGAUGAUAUUUUCCCAAGCCUGGGUUGAAGAACUGUACCACCAGGUACUAGAAAAGAACAUGCUAGGGGAAGCUGGAUACUGGGGAAGCCCUGAAGAGCACAGCCUUCCACUUAUCACCAUGCUGACAGACAUCGAUGGCUUGGGAAGCAGUACAGUCGGUGGCCAGUUGAUGGCAUCUGCUUCAGCUCAAUCUCCUCUUUCCCAAAAUCAGAAGACAGAUGAUUCUGUUGUUGCAGGAGUUGCUUUUGCCCGAUACCUCUUAAUCGGCUGUUGGAAGAACUUGAUUGACACUUUGUCCACACCGCUGACUGGUCGUAUGGCAGGCAGCUCCAAGGGGCUGGCAUUCAUCUUGGGAGCAGAAGGAGCCAAAGAGCAAAACCAAAAGGAGAAGGACUCCAUUUGUGUGAGCCUGGAUGGACUGAGGAGGGCAGCCCGCCUGAGCUGUGCCCUAGGAGUUGCUGCGAACUGUGCAUCUGCUCUUGCCCAAAUGGCUGCUGCGUCCUGUGUCCAAGAAGAGAAAGAGGAAAAAGAAAUCCAGGAGCCCAGUGAUGCUAUAGCUCAAGUGAAACAGAAAGUGGAGCAGAAACUGGAGCAGAUGGGGAAAGUGCAGGGAGUCUGCCUACACACUGCUCAUGUUUUGUGUAUGGAUGCAGUCCUCAACGUGGGCCUGGAGAUGGGAAGCCACAAUCAGGACUGCUGGCCUCAUGUGUUCAGGGUGUGUGAGUACAUCAGCACUCUGGAGCACACCCACUUCAGUGACGGCACCUCCCAGCCCUGCCUUACCAUCACCCAGUCACAGCAGGCACCUGGAGGCCCACACUCAGACACUGAGCUGGGGGAGGCUUCUCCGGAACAGACCCCUGAGCAGGAGACCACCCUCAGCAGCAAUCCUGUCAUUCAGCCAGUUUCCAUCCAGGAACUUGUCAAGGAGAGCAGCAAGGGCAGAGCUUUCGACUUCCGUGGAGGCAGCCUGCUGUGUGGGACCAGUGCUGCCAAGGCUGUUCUCACACUCUCCACACAAGCUGACAGACUCUUUGAAGAUGCUGCCGACAAGUUAAAUUUGGUGGCACUGGCAGGCUUCCUUUACCAGCUCAAGAAGGCUUCUCAGGCCCAGCUUUUCCAUUCUGUCACAGAUACAGUUGAUUACUCCCUAGCAAUGCCAGGGGAAGUAAAAUCUACCCAGGACAGGAGAAGUGCGCUUCACUUGUUCCGACUUGGUGAUGCCAUGCUUAGAAUUGUGAGGAGUAAAUCCCGCCCAUUGCUCCACAUCAUGCGCUGCUGGAGCCUGGUGGCACCUCACCUGGUGGAGGCUGCCUGUCACAAAGAAAGGCAUGUGUCUCGGAAGGCCGUCUCCUUCAUCCAUGACAUCCUCACUGAAGUGCUGACAGAUUGGAAUGAGCCUUCUCAUUUUCACUUUAAUGAGUCACUUUUCCGCCCCUUUGAGCGUAUCAUGCAGCUGGAGCUGUGCGAUGAGGAUGUGCAAGACCAGGUGGUCACCUCCAUAGGAGAGUUGGUGGAAAUGUGUUCUACGCAGAUCCAGUCAGGAUGGAGACCCCUGUUCAGUGCCCUGGAAACAGUUCACAGCGGCAAUAAGUCAGAGGUUAAAGAGUACCUUGUAGGAGAAUACUCUAUGGGGAAACGCCAGGCCCCAGUGUUUGAUGUUUUUGAAGCAUUUCUAAACACAGACAGCAUCCAGGUCUUUGCCAAUGCUGCCACCAGUUAUAUUAUGUGCCUUAUGAAGUUUGUGAAAGGACUGGGGGAAGUAGAUUGUAAGGAGAUGGGUGACUGUGUGCCAGGAUCAGGAUCAGCAUCUACAGACUUGUGCCUUCCCGCGCUUGAUUACCUCAGGAGAUGUUCUCAGUUGUUAGCCAAAAUCUACAAAAUGCCCUUGAAACCUGUUUUCCUCAGUGUCCGGUUGGUUAACAUGCCCCGAAGAGUGCAGGAGCAGUCAGCCAGCAGUGAGGACGGCAUUGAGUGCAUCCUUUCUGACUUUGAUGACGACACUGGUCUUAUCAAUGUCUGGAUUAUUCUGCUGGAAGAAUUAACAACUGCCAUAUCCAACUGUCCCCGCCAGCACCAACCUCCUACUCUGGAUCUGCUCUUUGAAUUGCUGCGGGAUGUUGCCAAGACACCUGGCCCAGGAUUUGGCAUUUAUGCAGUUGUACAUCUUCUUCUUCCCACGAUGUCCCUUUGGCUCCAUCGCAGCCAUGGUGAUCAUUCUUACUGGGAUGUGGCAUCUGCUAAUUUCAAGCAUGCCAUUGGCCUUUCUUGUGAACUCGUAGUGGAGCAUAUUCAAAAUUUCAUACACUCAGAUAUUGGUUAUGAAAAUAUGAUCAAUACUAUGCUAAAAGAUCUUUUCAAGUUGCUGGUUGCCUGUGUAGCAGAACCAACAGAAAUUAUUUCCAGAGUUGGCUGCUCUUGUAUCAGGUAUGUAUUAGUGACAGCAGGACCUGUUUUUACUGAAGAGAUGUGGAGGCUUGCAUGUUGUGCCUUGCAGGAUGCAUUCUCUGCCACUCUGGAGCCAGUAAAGAACCUAUUGGGCUAUUUCCACAGUGGUUCUGAAAGCUUUAGUGGAGACGCCUGUGAAGUGAAGGUGGCAGCCCCCUCCCUCUCGCCGAGUGCUGAAGCUGAAUAUUGGAGAAUCAGAGCCAUGGCACAACAGGUCUUCAUGCUGGAGACCCAGUGCUCCCCAAAGACCCCUAGCAACAAGGAAGGGUUCGAACAUGCCCAGUCGUGUGUGCUCGUCAUUGACCUGCCACCAGAUAAGAAACCAAAUGGGCAUACCCAGAGAAGGAAGCUGGGUAUUCCUUUCAGGACAAUAGUAGUGAGCUUGCUGUCACACCAAGUUCUGCUCCAGAAUUUAUAUGACAUCCUACUGGAAGAAUUUGUCAAAGGCCCUUCUAACUUGGAGGAGAAAAUGACAAUACAAGUACCAGAAAACAAGCUGGCUGGUUUUCUCAGGUACAUCUCCAUGCAAAACUUGGCUGUCAUCUUUGACUUACUGCUGGACUCCUAUAGAACAGCCAGGGAGUUUGACACCAGACCUGGGUUGAAGUGCUUGCUGAAAAAAGUAUCUGGCAUUAGCGGAGCUGCCAACUUGUAUCGCCAGUCAGCAAUGAGCUUCAAUAUUUACUUCCAUGCUUUGAUUUGCGCUAUCCUGACAAACCAGGAGAACAUCACUGCAGAGCAAGUGAAGAAGAUCCUCUUUGAAGACGAUGAGAGAAGCACUGAUUCAUCACAACAGUGCUCUUCAGAAGACGAAGACAUUUUUGAAGAAACUGCUCAGGUCAGUCCCCCCCGGGGAAAAGAGAAGAGACAGUGGAGGGCUCGAAUACCAUCUCUGAGCGUACAGCCUGUCAGCAAUGCGGACUGGGGAUGGCUGAUCAAGCGGCUUCAUAAGCUCUGCAUGGAACUGUGCAACAACUAUAUCCAGAUGCACCUAGACCUGGAGAAUAACGUAGAGGAGCCUCCCGUGUUCAAAGGUGACCCAUUCUUCAUUUUACCAUCCUUUCACUCAGAAACCUCCACCCCAUCAACUGGAGGGCAGUCUGGGAAGGACACUCCAUCUGAGGAUGACCGGAGUCAAAUAAGGGACCAACUGGGAGAGAGCCUAACACCACGAAGUGGAGAAAUGCUGCUACUUCCCCCACUCUCAAGUCCUAAACCAGAGAAAAAAGAACAAAACAGGAAAAAGGAAUGGUGGGAGAAUGCUGGCAACAAGAUCUACACCAUAGCCACUGACAAAACCAUCUCUAAGUUCAUGACAGAAUACAAGAAAAGAAAGCAGCAGCAGGCCAUGACAUCCUUCACCAAAGAGGUCAAAGUGGAGAAGAAAGGGGAGCUCCUGGGCUCCAGAGGGCAGGACUCACCCAUACUCCAGCGGCCACAACAUCUUAUAGACCAAGGUCAAAUGAGGCAUUCAUUCAGUGCUGGCCCAGAGAUCCUGAGACAAGAGAAGAGACCACGCUCAGGAUCCACAGUCAGCUCCCUGAAUAUAUCUGUUAGGGAUGCCGAGGCCCAGAUACAGGCAUGGACCAACAUGGUGCUGACAGUUCUCAACCAGAUUCAGGCCCUGCCAGACCAAACUUUCACAGCCCUCCAGCCAGCAGUGUUCCCAUGUAUCAGCCAGCUGACUUGCCACGUGACAGAUAUCCGUGUCCGUCAGGCAGUACGGGAAUGGCUGGGAAGAGUGGGCCGUGUCUACGAUAUCAUCAUUUAAACUAGCUGUGCUCUGUUUCAGAGGGGAGAAGACAGCCAAGAUAUAUAGCAAAGAGGUAUUUGGGGUUCAUUAACUGCCUAUUUGUUGGUGAGAAAUUAAGAAACAAUGAGCUUGUCAAUGUAUAUCCCCUAUCUGCUUGAGACUGUGUGUCCUUCACUCAUACUAGCAGAGGAGGCGAAGCAUGAAUGUGUCCAGGAGGUCUGGAACGACCCCAGAGUCUGCCAGUAAAUCAGGCUGGUACCUAAAGGCAAAAUACAUUUCAGUAACCUUCACUUAAAUUAAAAUUUACAACAGUAGGAGCCACAUCAAACUCUAGGUAAACUUGCACACUUGUAAUUAGCUAUGAAUGGAACUGUCAUAUGGAUGUCAAACCAGGCAAGCAAGCCCUGUAUAACUAAAAAUAAUCAAAAAGGUGGCAGUUGUUCAGAAUAACUUUUUCCAUUCUGAAAUUAGCAUGAGAGAGGAAAGCCAAAUAAAGAUUAUUGCAAUACUGUAUGCCUUGCUCACUGAAGAAGGUUGAAGUUUGUUUUGCUCCGAGAAGAGCCUUUGAAAUCUGGUCACAUUCCAGGUAGCUAGUGAGUGAUUAUUAAAGUAUCUCUGGUCUUAAAUGGGUGAACCAAGCACAGGCUAUUCAUCCUUUCAUUACCCUUGUGGAAUAAUGCUUGGGAGAAAAAAAAGGCACUGUCAAGCUGCCUUCUCUACAGCACCACCUUGGUUACUUCAGCUAUGACCACAGGUGACCAUUUUUCCACGUGUAUAAUUUCUCUGAAAGGCUGCAGGGAAGUUUGUUUUGCUAUUUCCUCUGAAGCUAGAGGGGAAGACACACCACAGAGCAAAGCUACUGCCAGCCUACAUGCCAGUAUCCAGCACUCACAACAGAGUGAAGUGUUCCUCCAGCUAAAGCAACACUGCAGCUAAGCUGACUUAAGCAUCUACUAGAACUACUGUAGCCAGGACCCUUACACCUUACAUUAAACUUAGCCUAUUGCUCUACACUGAGGUUAAUCAAGAUGGAAAAGUCUGAAAAGAAGGUAACUAACUUUUCUGUUUCUCUCCCCUUUCUUAUCUGCUGCAGUAAACAGGGAGGGAACAGAGUCUCAUAUAGGUACAUUCCCCCUCUGUGCAGUGCUUCUGUAAGGACUACUACAGUCUGCCACUAUUAUUAACAGGGGGAGAAGUGGAAGGAUUGACUACUGUAUUGUCAAAUACAUAUGUGAUGCUGUUCACACUGGACAAGUGAAGGGUUACUUUGCUUCACAAAUUAUGUCACAGCCCCUGGGACUUGUAUUCCUAUACUACAUCAUUUGUUGAUUAGAUGUUUAAAUAAUUUAUCAGAACUAAUUAAACCUUAGGUGAUCUCUUAACGAUGUUCUCCCAAGGCUUUUAAAAUGUGCAUACCAACUAAAUAUACAGCUUCGGUCCCUGCAUCCUCUAAAAUGUCAUCUUUUUACGUCAGUCCUUGACUUUGCACAACUAACUAUUUUUAGCAUCUUGAACCUGAAAAAAUGGAAGGUCAGCCAAAAAAAACCUACUGAAUAGCCAUCACCCAAGCCGAUGCAUUUACUAAGAGUCUGCCACUGUCGUCCUGCCUUUGCCCUCCCUCACUCACUCCCCAUUUGCCAACUGCUACACUUUUGUGUGGGGAACACUUUGUCCUAUAUUACUCUGCGGUGUCAGUCACACUGUUUCCCUUUCUUUCAGAACGUCACUUGCAGAACUGUUUCAGGAACAUCAAAAAUUCCUUAAAAACAACUCAUUCUUACUACAUGCACUGACUAUAAAUAAGUAAUUUAAUAAUACUAUCAAUUGUCAGUUUUCCCAACAGAUGGAAUAUUUCCCCGGGGACAGGUGAGAUUGUAUACCAAGCCCUUAGCAUAUUGCUAGGUUUCUGUUGCCGUGUCUUUCUUACACACCUUCAGGUUGAGUAGGAGGGUGGUUAUGUUUUGUUAAUCUUUUUAUUUGGCAUCUAUACAGAACUGCUUUUAAAGUAGGACAUUAAUUAGGCAACAACCAGAAUCAGAAUACACACCUGUAUGCGAGGACACUCAAAUGUGCUAUUUUUCAUUAUAUGCUCAUUUUGGGGAUUGAGGUCUUCACUGUGCUUACCUAAAACUGAAGCAAAUCCUUGAUUUCUGUUGGAGAAGUAAAGCUGAUAGCAGUACCAAGGGAGUCACUGAGGAUUCCAGAAAGGGGCCUGUUAUCUAGGAAACACAGUGGUUACAUGUUACCUGUAAAUCACAAAGAGAAGCUCUAGGAAUGAAAUGCCUGCCCCCAGUCAGGCACCUGAACAGUGGAUAGCCCAGUGUUACCUGCUUAGCUAGCUGCUUGACCAAAACACUGCUGUACUGCAAUGCAUUUUAAACUUCUCCUUCCAAAUUAUGCACUAAGUGCCCAUUGUCACCCUCUGUGCCUCUGUUCUCCCAUACCCCUCCCUUAGGAAACCGUAUGAGGACACAAGUAACUGCAUCUUUCCAGAAAUAUCAUGUAAAAGGAUGGGAUGAGUACAAAGGAAUCUUUGUAGCAGCAGGCUUUAGAUGAGCAACGUUUAGCAGAUGCUGCUCUUCCUUUUCCUUCUGUGUGAAAUGGUAAGCAGGUGAGAACAGCUUACCACCACUUGAGGAACUGUUAAUCUGAGAGCAACAUGCGGAGUCGGUUCAUCGGGUUCUUUUCUGCUAGUUUAGCCAUAGACGUGAGCGAGCCCCAAAGAAUCAUAGAAUCAUAGAAUUAGCUAGGUUGGAAAAGACCUACAAGAUCACCUAGUCCAACCAUCCACCUACCAGCAACAACACCACUAAACCAUGUCUCCCAGUGCUAUAUCUAAACGUUUCUUGAACACCUCCAGGGACGGUGACUCAACCACCUCCCUGGGCAGCCCGUUCCAGCGCCUGACCACUCUUUCAGAAAAGUAGUAUUUCCUAAUGUCCAGAAGAAGUAAAAUGCUGAGUGCGAAGUCACCAUUUCAUAGGCCCGUGUGCUCUGUUUCAUUCAUACUUUCAGCCACUUGGCCUAAAGCUGCUAGCCCAGAGAAGGAACUUGCACAGAAUGGUCCCAGGGAAGGGUAUGGGCACUAGCUCCCUGCUCUGACCACCCCAAGCACAUCCAGCAGCACAAAGCAGCCCUCCACACAUCUUUCUCAUUUAACGCAUUCAGACUCUUACUAGUAGCCCUGUAACCCACUGUGCAAGGUAACAACAGCAUAGAACCUACUGCUGUUGAAUCAGAACAUUUAUCUCCUGGUUAACCUGCUUUCAUCAGGAUGUUAAUAUUUAAUGCUCUCCUAGAAGAGAGGCUUACUUUAGAAUAAUUGACUUCACUCAGCAUCCAGUAAAAAUUAUUAGAGAAAGGAUUACAUAGACCUGGGAAGAACUCCUCUUGUAAAACACUAAACGCAGGAACACAGCUUUUGUCUCAUCACAGAUAAAACAGUACACUUCCUCUGGAGUUCAGCUGGAUCCUGUCAAGACCAAGCAUAGUUUUCACCUGUGGCUUGAUCUGGUAAGGUACUUUGCCUUUAAUUUGAGCUUCAGGUUCUGUUUAAUUUUACUGUAAAAUUCACUGAUGAGUCCUCAUCUGCCCAAGAGGUAAUUCCCACCUCUAAAUACCCUGUGUUGCCAUAUGUAAUCUCCAUUUGCUCUGGAUAUAGUAGUAUCUCAGUGGUGGUAUCUCCACUUCAGAGCUCAGUGCAGGACCGGUAUGAAACUUGAGUGUCGAACAGGCUAACAAGUAGAGAGGUCCAGCUGUGUGUGUUGCCUGCACUUGCCAUCUUCUGCUUCGGCUCAGGCCCACUCUCAGAAUGCCCAAGCUGUUGUUAGUAGUGGAAAUAUUUAUACUCUGAACUCAGUCCUUGAAUCCUUCAGCUCCUGCAUACAAGUUCUCAGGAAGGGGAAAGUCCUAUAUAGUUUCUGCUAUCACUUUCUCUGUUGUGGUCCUUUAUACACCUCACUCCUGAAAAUCCACAAGAGCCAGCACAAUUCUCGUGCAUCACACUGCCCCCAGACUAGAACCUUUACUGUUGCACAGAUCCAAUUUUAAUGUGCAAGAAGCCAACCAUAGCAAGCCUUCAUUUCUAACCAGCUCCUGUUUACAAGCUUAGUUGGAAACUGAGCAUGCGGAAUGUAGCUGUUUUCACUUUUAGCAAUUCAUUCGAGAAAUGCUAUUACUGAGUGAUAAACUGUUUUUAAUUCAACAAAACAAAACCAACUCCUCCUUUCCCAUGUCUUAUUUUUGUGGAGGUAUGAUAAGAAUAUGCUUAAGCAAGCAAUUUAAUCAUUCUGGUUAUAAUCACUUCUGGGAAGAUCUGUUUAUAGCGGUAAGCAUGGCAUACGAAAUUAGAUAGAUAGUUGAUCUCUUUUUCCUCAAUUUCUGAUCAUUCCACAAUUCUUUGAAGAAAUUGAUGCAAUACCAUCAAUUUAAAAAUACGUAUACCUUCUCCUUCAGUAUAAAAGGACCAACUUACCAUAGCACAGAAGCACAAGUGUUGGGUUUUAUGCAAUGUAGAUAACAUCUGGCAGCUAUUGACCCCUCUUCUCUGAGCCUCCCCAUUUUGAGCUGAGCUUCUGUAGGGAUACAACAUAAGGGUCUAUUAGCAGCCCUCACCAGCAACACACCUGGGUCUCCAGGAAGUUGUACAGUUGCAUGGAAGAAAUCUCACCUCCUCUUUGUGUUGUUUCCACUAUUGCCCCUCAACAUACACCUUAUAUGCGAUACUAACUAUGGUUUCAUUUCAUACUAAACAGCUUUGGACAAACACGACAGGCUGGCUAUUUAAAAAGAAAAUAACAAAGCAUCUAGAGUAAGUGUGCAUCAUUCUUUUCACUUAAUGCUGAGAGGUCCAAGUUGAGAGCUAGAAGCAGAGGGAAGAGGAAAUGCCCUAAUUCUGACUUUGGAUAUCAGUGGAGCUACGCUGCAUGAUCCUGGAUUAAUGCAAUAAUGAGCUUGCCUGUGGGACCAGAUCCCUCAAAUCCUCUUUAUUUUUGGCAAAUUCACAAGCAAAGGUUUGCUUACUCUCCCCUGCCACAUCAUUUCAGGGGACUGGGUUUAUGGAAGGCAUUUUUUGUUAAGAAAAAAGUGGAAGGAGGAUCUGUUUCAAUUCUUGCAACUCAACAUCUCACUUAUCAAAAGGUAGUUAGGUAUUUCCAUCCAUGGAGCAUUAAGACCCUAUUUCCUUUUCACACCUUUGCUUAGUGUAGUCUGUGGCGAAAUGCCAUGCUUCCUCAGGAAGCAAACUCAAGCAGGAGAGCUGAGCUAGCGGUUCAGCAAGGGAUAAAUACCGCCUCCACAGUCAGGCCGUGGCUCCUGAGCCCCCAGCUCUGGAAGAAAGCACGACUUGAUACCAAAGGAAGUGCUGCCAGGAAGGGCCAAGCCGUGUCGUAGCAAAGCCCUGCACUGCACACCAUUUCCUGGAGCAGAUGGGAGUAAGAGGUUUGAAAGUAUGAAGUGACAGCAGGGAGCACCUUCUUUUCAGUUCCCCUCACCUCCAUUUUUGUCAUUAUUUACGAUACCGCAAACUUACUUCCAUGGGCCCUUUGACCAGAGCUGAAAACUGAUAGAAAGCCAAAGGGAGUAUACACUCCAUUUUGCCAAAGAUCUGAUUCUUCCUAUUCCAAAAUAAAAAGCAAAUUCUAUUUCCAUGAUGAUGGCUACCAUAGAAAGCAUUUUACUACAAAGCAUUAUUCCCAGGAUUUCAUCUCUAUAGCUGUAUAUUCAGGAGGAGCCACUACUGUUUUUAAGAGAGACUGUAAAUGUCUAGAGUUCUUACACUGGAUUUACCUUCUACGGAGCUCAUACCUAGCUGCAGUUCCCCAGUUUCAUUCAUGUUUCCUCCCUCUACCUUUCUCCUAUUCUUUAGAAAAACACCCUCUUAUUAUCUGCUGCGUUCCGUUGUGCUGCUUUGUUUGGUUCUUCAGUGUCCAUUGGUCAGGAAGUCACUGUAAGCUGGCUUGCAAAUUGUAUUUUGUGUAUAUUUUGUUCAGACUGAAUUCUGAAAUGGAAAUAUUUUAAAACAAAAAAAAGUUAUAAACUAUUUAUGUUGCUUGUGUUGUAGAAUAAAGAUGCAAAUGCAAAAUAA